Molecule: messenger RNA, 1671 nt
Organism: Xenia sp. Carnegie-2017
Lineage: Eukaryota; Metazoa; Cnidaria; Anthozoa; Malacalcyonacea; Xeniidae
Product: peptidyl-prolyl cis-trans isomerase H-like
Exons: 11
Coding region: 30-551 (173 amino acids)
Biological process (GO): protein folding; protein peptidyl-prolyl isomerization
Cellular component (GO): intracellular membrane-bounded organelle
Molecular function (GO): peptidyl-prolyl cis-trans isomerase activity
Source: RefSeq, a predicted model, not a curated record
AAGAGUGGGCGCGCGGCAACAGUUUCAAAAUGGCUGCCGUCAACCCAGUCGUGUUUUUUGAUAUAUCUAUUGGGGGACAGGAUGUUGGAAGAAUGAAAAUGGAGCUGUUUGCCGAUGUUGUGCCAAAGACUGCCGAAAAUUUCAGGCAAUUUUGCACCGGAGAAUACAAAAAAGAUGGUGCUCCUAUUGGUUUUAAAAAUGCCACAUUUCACAGGGUCAUCAAGGACUUCAUGGUGCAAGGUGGAGAUUUUAUUAAAGGUGAUGGUACUGGAGUGUCUAGUAUUUAUGGUGGUGUUGCAUUUUCUGAUGAGAACUUCAAAGUAAAACAUGAAAAGGCUGGUUUACUCUCAAUGGCUAAUAGCGGACCUCACACUAAUGGCUGUCAGUUUUUUAUAACCUGUGCAAAAUGUGAUUUUUUGGAUGGCAAACAUGUUGUUUUUGGAAAAAUCGUUGAUGGGCUGCUUGUAAUGAGAAAAAUUGAGAAUGUACCAGUUGGACCAAACAACAGACCCAAACUACCAGUGGUCAUAUCUCAGUGUGGUGAAAUGUAGCAUCCUUGGUAAAGGAACCUUGAUUUAUGCAUGUUGUAAAGACGAAUAAACCCAGCUCAAAUUUAAUCUCAAGAACAAAGUGGUUUAUCGUUAUUGCAUGAUACCUGUAUUUGCCUGGGGUAUGAACGCCGUUUUCAACUUGGAGUAUUGCUGUUUGUCGUCGAAAUUUUCCGCACCAGACCUGGCGAAAAGUCAGCAAAAAAUUUGUAAAUUUGAAUUCAUCAAUGAUUGUUGCAUUCUGGACAGUUCCUGAUAUUAAAGUUUUAACAACUGUUGCAAGAGUGACAAAUAAAAAGUUUAGAAGCUACCAUUAAAUCACCCGUGGGUGUUGGAAAUUGUUAAUGUAUGAAAGCUCCUUCUACUGUACGAAAAGUCACCUAUAGCAGCUACCAUUAAAGCACUCAUGGAUGUUGGAAAAUGUGAUGGUUUUAAAGUUCUAGGAACUAUAGUCAGGAAUAGAAGCUAACGAUAAUUUACUCGUGGAUGUUGGAAAAUGUGAUGGUUUUAAAGUUCUAGCAACUGUUGUCACAAGUAGAAGCUAUCAACAAAUUACUGGUGGAUGUUGGAAAAUGUGAUGGUUUUAAAGUUCUAGCAACUGUUGUCACAAAUAGAAGCUAUCAAUAAAUUACUCGUGGAUGUUGGAACGUGUUAUGGCCUGAAAAUAUGAACAUUUGCAAAAGUCAAGAAGCUACCAUUUAGUCACUCCCGAUAAAAGGAAACGUUCUGGCAAAAAAAUUCUUGCACAAGUAGCUUUCUAAAUACACCGGACAACAAGGCAAUGUAACCAAGCUAUUUGCUCUUACCUGUCCAUAUCCAAUGAAAAACAAUUGAUCGUUGGUUACAUUUAUUCCUGGUAGCACUGGCAGUUUGUUUUUGUGCAAUUGAUAAGCCUGAAUGGAAAAGAUGAAUUUUAAGUGAACGAAGUGCAUAUUUAUUAUUACAUAUGUAACAAAAAUAAUGACUAAAUUAUCGUCAGGAUCAUAAUGACACGUGAGGCUGACAAAUCUAAUUUAUGGUUUAUUUGUCUAAAGAUUUGCUAUUUUUUGUGUCAGCGUCAAAAAUUCUCAUUUCUGUAACGUUUGUGGAACAAACAAAAGCGAUGCUACUAACAGAAAGGGAA